GCUAAGGCUCUGCAGGAGUCAACAAUGUUGAAAGUAUCCGAGGAUGGUACAAAGGUCUGUCGAGUAACACCGAUUCAGACAAAAGAGAAUGUUGACCAGUGCACAAUUUAUGUACAAAACUUACCACCAGGAGCGGACCAUGACUGGUUGAUCUCUGCUUUUUCCAAAUAUGGAACUGUAGAUUAUGUUUCGAUUCCACGUUACAAGAGCAAUAACAAGAUAAAGGGAUUUGCAUUUGUGGAAUUUGAUACACCUAGCCAUGCUCAAAAAUGCCUUAAGACAUUCCAAAAAAAAGGAUAUGUUUUGCCAACACAUGCAUCCCCCACUGAACUAUUAAGUAUAUCAACAUUUAAACAAUCUAAAAGUGAUAUAAUAAUUGGAGUGUUGGUUGAUGAUUCAAAGGCUAAAAAAUUGAAAGAGAAUGAAGAAGAAGCGUUCAAUGAAGAAACAGACUCCAAAGAUAAUUUAUGCAAAGUUAUAGAAGAUAAUAAUAGCAAACAAAGUAAAAAAAGAAAACAUUCUUUGGAAAAAUUGCAUGUUGUAGAUGAAAAUGACAUUAAAGUCAAAAAAGAUAAAAAAGAAAUUGCCACUCAAAAUAUAGUAGAUCAGCAAGACAAAAAAGGAAAGGUACUCAAAGCUGAAUUUGAAGUUAAGGUUAAGGAUAAUCCCUGUGAUACCGAAAUACAUGUAACGGAUAAUGGUGAUAAACGAAAUUUUAAAAGGAAAAAGUAUUCAGAAAAAUUGUCUGUUAAAGACGAAUAUGACAUUAAAAUAAAGAAAGAAGAAGUACAUAAAAGUACGACAAAUCGGCGGAAAAAAGUACUAAAAAAAGACUCUGAAGGCAAGAAAAAUAUAUAUGACAAUGAAAUAAAUGCAGCAGAUGGCAAUAAAGAAAAUAUAAAGGAAGAAAAAUGUGUCCUGGAAAAAUUACAAGUAGACGAAAGUGAUACUAAAGCAAAAAAAAGAAAAAAAACUAAAGAUGAAACUAUAACAGAUUGGCAAAGUGAAAAAGAACAAGUGCCAACAGAAGAACUCGAAGACAAGAAUAAUAAUCAUAGUAAUGAAAUAGAUACGACAGAUAAUCGACAAAAUCCAAAGAAAAGAAAAAUUUCAGAAAAAUCAUAUAGCAAAGAUGAAAGAGACAAAGGAAAUACAGAAAAUCAAGAGAAUAGUCGCAAUAAAAUUACAGAAAAAAAGAAAAGAAGACACACUGUAAAUGACACAAUCACUGUAGAAGACAUUAGCGGAGAAGCAAUAAAAGAAGAAUGUCAAAAACCAGUGACGAGUUCAAAUAAAAAUAAAACAAAAUUCGAACAUUCGUUUAAUGAGGAUGAGAAUAUUGAGACAAAUGUUUUAUCACAAACUGUAAAACAUUCUAUAAGAGAUUUCGGUACGAGUAGUAGUGAUAUUGAGGAAACUAAUAAAAGAAAGAAGAAAAAGAAUCGGAAAAAGAGAAAUAAAAUUUUGGACAAUGAUAUUUACAGUAAGAUAGGAUUGCAAAUAAUGGCAAAAUCAGAUUGGAAGCAUCUUCGAAACAAAUAUUUAGAUUUCCAACGACAUAAAAUGUCACAAUUGAAAAGGCAUUUGAGAAAAGCUGAAGGAGAAAAAGGCGGGAUUAUGACAAAAUGGUAUCAGGAAGACUGGUCUGUAAUACACAUUAUCCGUAAAUCUGAACAUGCAUUGGAUGAAUUAAUAUGUGAAAAUGAUGGCGAGAAACCUAAUAGGGAAGAAAAGUCUUAUGGACGCGUUAAUUAUGCACCAGGAAUUAUAGUAAAAGUUGAAAUGGAUGAACCUUGCACAAAUGUGCGAAGUUUUAAGAUGGAAUUAAGAAACAAUUCAGUGAAAUAUAUAGAUGUAACGACUGAUUCUUGUGAAGCCUAUGUAAGAUUUGAUACAGCAGAAGCUGCGCAGGCAUUUACCCAGAAGAGCUACGAAGGAAAACACUUCAUUGUUUUAGAAGGUGAUGAAGAGAAAAUAUAUUGGGAAAAAAUAUCGAAAGACAGGAUGGAAAAAUUGAGUAGAAAAGGAAGUCGACCAAAGAGUACUAAACUGCUAAAACGAGCAGAAAAAGAACUUGAAAAAUGUACAAAGUUCGAUCAGGAUUGAUUAUUAUAUUUUUUAUGGAUAUGUGCACGCACGCACGCGCGCCUUAUGCCGUCAAAUCCGUAUAACACAUAACACAACAUAUAAAUAAUGACACUUAUUAUACAAUUAAAACCAUUAAAGAAAAUUUAGAAAAAUUAACUUGUAUAAAAUUUAAUCCCUUUGUCAUUUACAAGAUUGAUCAUUAUAAUUCAUAUUUUAAGGAUUUAUUCUAGUAUACACAUAUUUUUAAAUCUACCAUCUUCCUCUGUCUCCUCCUCGACCUCCACCUGAACGAUUAAAUCUACCACCUCCGACUUUUGAAACCUCCAUUAUUGCCGCCUCUUCCUCUACUGAAAGAUUCUCUUCUGCUACCUCUACCUUUUCUGCCUUCAGCACUUCUUUUCAUGACCC
Monomorium pharaonis (pharaoh ant) is the source of this 2496-nucleotide messenger RNA. RefSeq names its product protein PFC0760c-like. Lineage: Eukaryota; Metazoa; Arthropoda; Insecta; Hymenoptera; Formicidae. The record is from RefSeq and is a predicted model, not a curated record. Gene Ontology annotation, molecular function: RNA binding.